UAGCGGGGUGCAAAAAUGCAGAGCAAUAAAACCUUUAACUUGGAGAAGCGAAACCAUACUCCAAGGAAGCAUCAUCAGCAUCACCACCAGCAGCACCACCAGCAGCACCACCAGCAGCAGCCACCACCGCCACCAAUACCUGCAAAUGGGCAACAAGCCAGCAGCCAAAAUGAAGGCUUGACUAUUGACCUGAAGAAUUUUAGGAAACCAGGAGAGAAGACCUUCACCCAACAUAGCCGGCUCUUUGUGGGCAAUCUUCCUCCUGAUAUCACUGAAGAGGGGAUGAGGAAACUAUUUGAGAAAUAUGGGAAAGCAGGCGAAGUCUUCAUUCAUAAGGAUAAGGGCUUUGGCUUUGUCCGCUUGGAAACACGAACCUUAGCGGAGAUUACCAAAGUAGAAUUGGACAACAUGCCACUUCGUGGAAAGCAGCUGCGUGUGCACUUUGCCUGCCCUAGUGCAUCCCUUACAGUCCGAAACCUUCCUCAGUAUGUUUCCAAUGAACUGCUGGAGGAAGCCUUUUCCGUGUUUGGCCAGGUGGAGAAGGCUGUAGUCAUCGUGGAUGAUCGAGGAAGGCCCUCAGGAAAAGGCAUUGUUGAAUUCUCAGGGAAGCCAGCUGCUCGGAAAGCUCUGGACAGGUGCAGGGAAGGCUCCUGCCUGCUAACCACAUUUCCUCGGCCUGUGACUGUGGAGCCCAUGGACCAGUUGGAUGAUGAAGAGGGACUUCCAGAGAAACUGGUUAUAAAGAAUCAGCAAUUUCAAGAGCGAGAGCAGCCACCCAGAUUUGCACAGCCUGGCUCCCUUGAGUAUGAGUAUGCCAUGCGCUGGGAGGCACUGAUUGAGAUGGAGAAGCAGCAGCAGGACCAAGUGGACCGCAACAUCACGGAAGCUCGUGAGAAGCUGGAGAUGGAGAUGGAGGCUGCUCGCCAUGAGCACCAGGUCAUGCUAAUGAGACAGCAUUUGAUGAGGCGUCAAGAAAAACUUAGGAGGAUGGAAGAGCUGCACAACCAAGAAGUGCAAAAACGAAAGCAACUGGAGCUCAGGCAAGAGGAGCGCAGGCGUCAAGAGGAAGAGAUGCGGCGGCAACAGGAAGAAAUGAUGCAGCGACAGCAGGAAGGAUUCAAGGGAACAUUCCCUGAUGCGAGAGAACAGGAGAUACGGAUGGGUAUGGGAGGUGCUAUGGGCAUAAACAAUAGAGGUGCCAUGCCCCCUGCUCCAGUGCCAGCUGGUACCCCAGCUCCUCCAGGACCUGCCACUAUGAUGCCAGAUGGAACCUUGGGAUUGACCCCACCAACAACUGAACGCUUUGGCCAGGCUGCUACAAUGGAAGGAAUUGGGGCAAUUGGUGGAACCCCUCCUGCAUUCAACCGUGCAGCUCCUGGAGCUGAAUUUGCUCCAAACAAACGUCGCCGAUACUAAUAAAAAUUUCAAUUUCUAGUUUCCCAAAAACCCUUAAAAGCAGGAUAC
Canis lupus familiaris (dog) is the source of this 1464-nucleotide messenger RNA. RefSeq names its product non-POU domain-containing octamer-binding protein-like. Gene Ontology annotation, cellular component: nucleus. Gene Ontology annotation, molecular function: RNA binding. Lineage: Eukaryota; Metazoa; Chordata; Mammalia; Carnivora; Canidae. Gene Ontology annotation, biological process: regulation of DNA-templated transcription. The record is from RefSeq and is a predicted model, not a curated record.